CAUGAAGACCCCCAACACACAAGAGGCAGAAGGACAGCAAACCAGGUCAGCUGCAGGACGGGCCACGGGGUCUGCGAACUUGACAAAGAAGAAAGCUUCCCAGAAGAAGCAGAGGGGCAGACCUUCAUCCCAGCCCCGCAGAAACAUCGUGGGCUGCAGAAUUUCUCAUGGAUGGAAGGAAGGUGAUGAGCCCAUCACCCAGUGGAAAGGAACCGUUCUGGAUCAGGUGCCUAUAAAUCCCUCCCUUUAUCUAGUGAAGUAUGAUGGAAUUGACUGUGUCUAUGGAUUGGAACUUCACAGAGAUGAAAGAGUUUUGUCUCUUAAAAUUCUUUCCAACAAGGUGGCAUCAUCCCAAGUUAGUGACGCCAACCUUGCAAAUACCAUAAUUGGCAAAGCAGUGGAACAUAUGUUUGAGGGUGAGCAUGGUACCAAGGAUGAAUGGAGGGGGAUGGUCCUAGCCCAAGCACCUAUCAUGAAAGCCUGGUUUUAUAUUACCUAUGAGAAAGAUCCUGUCUUGUACAUGUACCAGCUUCUAGAUGAUUAUAAAGAAGGUGACCUCCGCAUCAUGCCAGAGUCCAGUGAGUCUCCUCCAGCAGAGAGGGAGCCAGGAGGAGUAGUAGAUGGCCUGAUAGGCAAACAUGUGGAAUAUACCAAAGAAGAUGGCUCCAAAAGGAUCGGCAUGGUCAUUCACCAAGUGGAAGCCAAACCUUCUGUGUAUUUCAUCAAGUUUGAUGAUGAUUUCCAUAUCUAUGUCUAUGAUUUGGUGAAAAAGUCCUAAACAUUGGGAUAAAACUUACCACAUUUGUGGAAAUAAACCCAUAAUUUGUAGACACGCAAAAAAUGCUGGUUUCCAGUGUAUUGAAAGUUUAAGGGUCCCUGAUGACCAGCAUAACUGUUGUUUUGUUCUGAAAAAUACAAGUUUAUGUGGAUGUGACAUACUGUGUAUAGGCACUUUCUCUUGAAAAGAUUGAGUAUGUUUGGUGGAUGGGGCAUGAAAAGAAGAAACAGCUGUCAAUUUAGCCUGUGAAUAAAGUGCAGCAAAGCAA
Messenger RNA from Heterocephalus glaber (naked mole-rat), 1046 nucleotides. It is a transcript of the gene Spindlin-2, whose product is annotated as spindlin-2. The record is from RefSeq and is a predicted model, not a curated record. Gene Ontology annotation, biological process: gamete generation. Lineage: Eukaryota; Metazoa; Chordata; Mammalia; Rodentia; Bathyergidae.